GCCGAGGACUCUACGCGCGCGCGGGAGCGAGAGUGAGCGCGCGGCCUGCACGGAAAAAAGGGGAAGCGGCGGAGGCGGAGCAGGGGGUCGCGCCCGGGCAAGCGCCCGCUGCCUUCCCCGGGGCCCUGGCCGCUGGGCCGGGAGAACGAGCCCGGAGGACCCUCUUCCUCCCCCCCUCCACGCCCCUCCGCGGGCGCCCCGGCUCGCUCCUUCGGGCCGGCGGGGGCAGACGAUGGACGUGCCCUUCUACCACGACGAGGUCCUGAUCGCCUUGGCGGCUUCUUCCUCCUCUUCGUCGUCGUCGCCAGGCGCCGGUGGAACCUCCGGCGACUUGGCGCGCCGCUUCUCGCCUUCCUCCUCCUCCUCCUCGGCGUCCAACCGGAUGAAGAAAGACGGACUCGCCCUGGCGCUGGCCGGAGACCUCAAGGCGGGCCCCUCCGUCCAGCCGCCCCCGGGCGAAGGAAGCCCGGCCGGACCGUUGCUGGCCUCGCCGGACUUGGGCCUCCUCAAGCUGGCCUCGCCCGAGCUGGAGCGCCUGAUCGUCCAGUCCGGCGGCUUGGGCACCACCGGUAACUCGACCGGAGGGGGCGGUGGGGGCGGCCGCUUCCCCUUCCCCAAGGCGGCCCGGAGCGGCGAGGGGGGCCCCGACGAGCAGGAGUUCGCCGCCGGCUUCGUCAAGGCGCUGGAGGAUCUGCACAACCAGAGCCACCAACUGGGCGCACCGGCGCGCCUCCAGCCGCCGCUGAAGGACGAGCCUCAGAUCGUGCCCGAGGUGGCCAGCUUCGGCGGCGGCGGCCCCGGGGACAGCAGCCCGCCGCUCUCGCCCAUCGAUAUGGACACGCAGGAGCGCAUCAAGGCGGAGCGCAAGCGGCUGCGCAACCGGAUCGCCGCCUCCAAGUGCCGGCGGCGCAAGCUGGAGCGCAUCUCGCGCCUGGAGGACAAGGUCAAGAGCCUCAAGAGCCAGAACACGGAGCUCGCCUCCACCGCCAACCUGUUGCGCGAGCAGGUGGCCCAGCUCAAGCAGAAGGUGCUCAGCCACGUCAACAGCGGGUGCCAGCUGCUGCCCCAGCAGACCCCGCACCAGGUGCCCGCCUACUGAGAGCCAGCCAGCCAGCGAGCCUGCCUGCUUGCGCCCAGAAGACCCCGGGGCCGCCGCCGUGGGACGCCUUCCCCAGCGCCAGCAGGACGGGACCCUGGAGGGGCCCUCUUGGACCCCCCCCAACCCUCUCCGGGAACUGUGGGGCUGCUUUGGAGUCAAAGAGGGGCAGCUGGGAACCCCAGGAGGACCUUGCGUUGUGCACGGAUCCAGGCCUCGGGACUCUGGAAAGGCUGCUGAGUGCAGGACCUUUGGGCCGGGAGGGGGGCUUCCCUGGGGUGGGGGCUCUGCCGUCCAUCCCGGCUGCCCACCGGAUCCACCUCUGAUCUCACCUUCUUUGGGAUCUGCCUUAGACUGGAACCCUGGCUUUCAUCCCACCGUAUUUAUAUGAAUAUGAAGCCCUGUUCUUCUUGUUUUUUUGUUUUUCCUUUCCAGGGUUGGGGGGGAGAAAUGUAUUUUUU
Pogona vitticeps (central bearded dragon) is the source of this 1557-nucleotide messenger RNA. RefSeq names its product JunD proto-oncogene, AP-1 transcription factor subunit (gene JUND). Gene Ontology annotation, molecular function: RNA polymerase II cis-regulatory region sequence-specific DNA binding; DNA-binding transcription factor activity, RNA polymerase II-specific; transcription factor binding. Gene Ontology annotation, biological process: regulation of cell population proliferation; regulation of cell cycle; regulation of transcription by RNA polymerase II. The record is from RefSeq and is a predicted model, not a curated record. NCBI's taxonomy places the organism in Eukaryota, Metazoa, Chordata, Lepidosauria, Squamata, Agamidae. Gene Ontology annotation, cellular component: transcription regulator complex.